Molecule: messenger RNA, 1204 nt
Organism: Caenorhabditis elegans
Lineage: Eukaryota; Metazoa; Nematoda; Chromadorea; Rhabditida; Rhabditidae
Gene: prx-19
Product: Putative peroxisomal biogenesis factor 19
Exons: 3
Coding region: 7-855 (282 amino acids)
Cellular component (GO): peroxisome
Source: RefSeq, marked reviewed
AAAAAGAUGACUGACGAAACAACCCAAAAUAUUAAAGACAAAACAGAGGAAGAGCUUGCCGCUUUGCUUGAUCAAACUUUGGGAGAAUUCACGGCGACACCAGCACCAAAACCACGUACAACAGAUGAUGAACUCGAUGAACUGAUGGCUUCAGCUGAUCAAGAAGCUGCACAAAAAGCUGCGAAAGACUUCCAGAAAAUGCUCGAACAAAUGGUGACUCUGCAAGAAGAAGCCAUGAAAAAAGCUGGAGCAGAUCCAUCAGAAGGAGAAGGAGAACAGCCACUUGAUCCAAAUGAUCCAGAAGCUCUUGCAAUGAUGGAUGCAUUAAAACAACUUAUGGAAUGCUCAUCAAAUGUUGCAAAUGCUAGCAACCCAGAAGAAUUUAUGGCUGGUCUUGAUAUGUUACGUUCUCCAAAUUCUCCAAUGGAGCCAUUUAUGAGCAUGAUUAUGCAAACUCUAGCUUCAAAAGAAGUCAUGUAUCCCCCACUUAAAGAAAUUUUCGAUAACUAUCCAAAGUAUUUGGAGGAUAACGGUGCUGGUUUAGAUGCUGAAACAAAGGAACGAUAUGAGAAACAAUUCGAGGUUCUUGGAAAAAUCUGCACAGAAUUCGAAAAACAACCAGAAUUGGCCGAAGUUCAACCUGUAGACGCAGCCACUCAACCUGCUCCCGAAGCGGAUCCAGCAUCUAUCGAACAUUUUGAGAAGCUUGGAAAGUUGCUCGUCGAGCUCCAACAAUACGGAUAUCCACCAAAAGAACUUGUUGGAGCACUUCCAGAUGGAUGGCAAAUUGAUGAGUCUGGUCUUCCGAAAGUUGCCGAUGCUGCAGCAGCAACUGAAGCGUGCUCAAUUAUGUGAAUACUAUUAACUAUGUUGUUAUAUCAAAUUGAAGCCAAAGAAAUAGAAUUUUAGAAAAAAUAAACUUUUGUGUUUAAAAAACAUAACUGUUUCCCAUCAACUCUUCAAUAUGAUAAUCCCUGAAUAGAAAUGUCUCUUCCCCAGUGUAGCAAUAAGUGUCCUCAGUUAUUUUCCACAUUUUCUAAGUCAGUUACUAGUUUGGUUUUUUUUUGUUUUUUUUGUUAUGCUUCAACGAAUAGAUUUUUCUUUUAAAGUUCGCUUUUCAAGUGUGUGGCCAAAUUAUUUUCCAAAUUACAGUCUUUUCCUUAUAUCCAAACAUGUUUCAAAUCAAUAAAGAUUUAUGAAUUUG